This is a messenger RNA of Syngnathoides biaculeatus (alligator pipefish), 9827 nucleotides long. RefSeq names its product sodium channel, voltage gated, type VIII, alpha subunit b (gene scn8ab). The record is from RefSeq and is a predicted model, not a curated record. Gene Ontology annotation, molecular function: protein binding; voltage-gated sodium channel activity. The transcript is spliced from 28 exons. The coding region runs from base 432 to 6209 and encodes 1925 amino acids. Gene Ontology annotation, biological process: membrane depolarization during action potential; neuronal action potential; sodium ion transmembrane transport. Gene Ontology annotation, cellular component: voltage-gated sodium channel complex; axon; plasma membrane. Lineage: Eukaryota; Metazoa; Chordata; Actinopteri; Syngnathiformes; Syngnathidae.
UGUGCCUCAAGUUGCAUUCACUAACAGUCGGAAUCCCCACCAUUGAAAAUAGUGUGUAGUGUUGCGCUAUCCUUGUCACAUUGUUUCUGUGCCACCUCGGUUUAGUCCUGUCUUAGUUUAUGUUUCAUCGUCAAGUCCGAGUUCCUAGUUUGUCUCCUAGUUAUUAGACCUUGCUGCUAGUCUUUUGGAUCCUGCCUAGCGUAGCGUUUUUGUACCUCUGCCUUCUCAGACUGCUUACACUGUGUAUGACCUCUUGUUUGACUAAACCUAACGUCAUGUCCUUGUCCCGGAGUCCUGCAUUUGGGACCACCCCCGCACCGGAGGGUCACCGGAGCGCUCGAGCCGCUUCCCAGCUGACUUUGAGUGUGAGGCGAGGGAGGGUUGUCUGCCAUGGAAAACAAAUAAAGAAGAAAUAGCUGCAGGAUGAAAACAUGGCCGCACCCAUUCUUGCACCGCCAGGACCUGACAGCUUCAAGAAGUUUACUCCGGAGUCGCUCGCUAACAUCGAGAAGCGCAUCAAUGAAGAGAAGAACAAGAAACCGGCCAAGCCCAGGUCGGACAGCAGUCACCGCGACACGUCAGACGAGAACGAGCCCAAGCCCAACAGGGACCUGGAGGCCGGGAAGAGCCUGCCGCUCAUCUAUGGCGAUAUUCCAAAUGGCAUGGUGGCCACACCGCUAGAGGAUCUGGACCCCUUCUAUGUCAACCAAAAAACGUUCAUAGUGCUAAACAAGGGGAAAACAAUCUUCCGCUUCAGUGCCACGCCCUCCCUGUACAUCAUCAGCCCUUUUAAUAUUUUCAGGCGAAUAGCAAUUAAGAUUUUGAUACAUUCGUUAUUCAGCAUGAUCAUCAUGUGCACCAUUUUGACCAACUGUAUAUUCAUGACAUUUAGCGACCCCCCAGAGUGGUCCAAACAAGUGGAAUACACCUUCACAGGGAUCUACACUUUUGAGUCCCUCACAAAAAUUGUGGCCAGAGGCUUUGCCAUCGACGGAUUCACGUUUCUCCGAGAUCCGUGGAACUGGCUGGAUUUCAUGGUCAUCUCAAUGGCAUAUAUAACAGAGUUUGUGGACCUUGGGAAUGUGUCGGCCCUCCGAACGUUCAGGGUUCUCCGAGCAUUGAAAACUAUUUCUGUCAUUCCAGGCCUCAAAACCAUCGUGGGUGCCCUGAUCCAGUCUGUGAAGAAGCUCUCAGACGUGAUGAUCCUGACCGUCUUCUGUCUCAGCGUCUUUGCUCUGAUCGGACUGCAGCUCUUCAUGGGGAACCUGCGGCAAAAAUGUGUAUUUUGGCCCAUUGAUAUGGGCGACAUGUCCAAUGGCUCCAAGGGCUUUGACUGGGACGAAUACAUCAUGAAUGACACUAACUUCUACUUUUACCCUGGUCAGGCUGAUGCUUUAUUAUGUGGAAAUAGUUCAGACUCGGGACGAUGUCCUGAGGGGUUUACAUGUAUGAAAGCCGGAAGGAAUCCCAAUUACGGCUACACCAGCUUUGACAGCUUCGGAUGGGCCUUCCUCACCCUCUUUCGUCUGAUGACCCAAGACUUCUGGGAAAAUCUCUACAUGCUGACUCUGCGAGCGGCAGGGAAGACCUACAUGAUCUUCUUUGUGCUGGUCAUCUUUGUGGGCUCCUUCUAUCUCGUCAAUCUCAUCUUGGCUGUGGUCGCCAUGGCCUAUGAGGAGCAGAACCAGGCCACCAUCGAAGAGGCUGAGCAAAAGGAGGCUGAAUUCAAAGCCAUGCUGGAGCAGCUCAAAAGGCAGCAGGAAGAAACACAGGCUGCAGCCGUGGUGACAUCUGCAGGCACCGUGUCGGAGGUCGCGUUGGAGGACGAAGGAGGGGGUCAUCUGUCCCGCAGCUCUUCGGAGGUCUCCAAGCUCAGCUCCAAGAGCGCCAAGGAGCGUCGCAAUCGCAAGAAGAAAUCGCGCCAGAAAGAGCAGGAGAAAGAGAAAGGUGACAGCGAGAAGGUUGUCAAGUCCGAGUCUGACGACGGCAGCAAGAGAAGCACCCUUCGCUUCCCGGGAAGCCGUUUGGGCAGGAAGACAUCAAUCAUGAACCAAUCUCUGCUGAGCAUCCCGGGCUCGCCCUUCAUGUCACGCCACAACAGCCGCAGCAGCAUCUUCAGCUUUAAGGGCCGCUCCAAGGACAUGGGCUCAGAAAACGAGUUCGCCGAUGACGAGCACAGUACAGUGGAGGAGAGCGAAGACCCCCGGGGUUCCCUUUUCAUCCCUUUCCGGCGGAACAGCUACAGCGGCUACAGCCAAGGCUCGUCACGCAUCCACCCGCUGGCGCCUCAUUCGGGAGGGAAGAGGAACAGCACGGUGGACUGCAAUGGCGUGGUGUCCCUCAUCGGCCCGGGGCCUGGCAGACGGCUUCUGCCUGAGACCACAGACGUGGAGAUUAAGAAGAAGCACUCUGGCUCUCUCAUGGUAUCUGUGGAUCAGCUCAAUUCUUCCUUCAAAGGAAAAGACCGCGCCAACAGUCAGAUGAGCGUAGUCACCAACACUCUGUUAGAAGAGUUAGAGGAAUCUCAAAGGAAGUGCCCUCCCUGUUGGUACAAAUUCGCCAACACAUUCCUCAUCUGGGAGUGCCACCCCCAUUGGCUGAAGAUAAAGCAUAUAGUCUACCUGAUUGUCAUGGACCCGUUUGUCGACUUGGCCAUCACCAUCUGCAUCGUCCUCAACACCCUGUUCAUGGCCAUGGAGCAUUAUCCCAUGACCGAGCACUUUGAGGGCGUCCUCUCUGUAGGCAAUCAGGUUUUCACUGGCAUCUUCGCUGGGGAGAUGUUUGCCAAACUGGUGGCCAUGGAUCCCUACUACUAUUUCCAGGAAGGAUGGAAUUGUUUCGAUGGAUUCAUAGUGACACUGAGUUUAGUGGAGCUAGGACUCCAGGAUGUGGAGGGUCUGUCAGUGCUCAGAUCCUUCCGAUUGUUGAGAGUGUUCAAACUGGCCAAAUCAUGGCCCACGCUCAACAUGUUGAUCAAGAUCAUUGGUAAUUCGGUGGGGGCCCUGGGUAAUCUGACCCUGGUGCUGGCCAUCAUUGUCUUCAUCUUCGCUGUGGUGGGCAUGCAGCUGUUUGGCAAAAGCUACAAGGACUGUGUGUGCAAGAUCGCAGAUGACUGUAAACUGCCUCGCUGGCACAUGCAUGACUUCUUCCACUCCUUCCUGAUUGUAUUCAGAGUGUUGUGUGGGGAGUGGAUUGAGACCAUGUGGGAUUGCAUGGAGGUGGCAGGACAGACAAUGUGCCUCACAGUCUUCAUGAUGGUAAUGGUCAUCGGAAACUUGGUGGUGUUGAACCUAUUCCUGGCUUUGCUACUGAGCUCGUUCAGUGCGGACAACCUUGCUGCCACAGAUGAUGAUGGCGAGCCCAACAAUCUCCAGCUCGCUGUUACUCGAAUUAAGAAAGGCAUUGCCUGGUUCAAGUCCCACAUGCGUCUCUUUGUUGCCACUGUGCUCAAGAAGCCUGUUGAAGAUGAACAAAAACCUCUGGAUGAAAUGUACGAGAAAAAGCUCAACUGCAUUGCGAACCACUCGGUGGACAUCAACCGUGAACUGGAUUAUGCUAAAAAUGGCAACGGCACCACCAGCGGCAUUGGGAGCAGCGUUGGAAAGUACAUGAUUGAUGAAGACUACAUGUCCUUCAUCCACAACCCCAACUUGACCGUGUGCGUUCCUAUCGCUGUUGGAGAGUCGGACUUUGAAAACCUUAACACAGAAGACUUCAGCAGUGAGUCAGAUGUGGAGAACAGCAAGGAUCUGGAUGACACGAGUUCAUCUGAGGGCAGCACAAUAGACAUAAAGCCUGACGUGGAGGAGGUGGCAGUCGUGGAGGUUGUCGAGGAGUACCUUGACCCAGAUGCCUGCUGGACAGAUGAGUGUGUGGCAAAAUAUAAGUGCUGUGAUGUUCCCAUCACUCACGGCUGGGGGAAGCACUGGUGGUUCCUGAGGAAGACCUGCUAUCUGAUUGUGGAGCACAACUGGUUUGAAACACUCAUCAUCUUCAUGAUCUUACUUAGCAGUGGAGCGCUGGCCUUUGAGGACGUCUACAUUGAGCAGAGGAAGACCAUUCGCAUUAUUCUGGAGUACGCCGAUCGGGUUUUCACCUACAUUUUCAUUCUGGAGAUGCUGCUAAAGUGGGUGGCUUACGGCUUUGUCAAGUACUUCACUAACGCCUGGUGCUGGUUGGACUUCUUUAUCGUGGAUGUUGUGGUCAACGCCUUGGUGGGGGCCAUCCCUUCCAUUAUGAAUGUGCUUCUGGUGUGUCUCAUCUUCUGGCUCAUCUUCAGCAUCAUGGGCGUGAACCUCUUUGCUGGGAAGUACUACUACUGCUACAACGAGACCGAAGAGCAAUCGUUCCACCCCAAUGUCGUGAACAACCGAACGCAGUGUUUCGAGUACAUCAAUGACAACCACACUGAAGUCAGAUGGAAAAAUGUCAAGAUCAACUUUGAUAAUGUGGGGGCAGGUUACCUGGCACUCCUACAAGUGGCCACAUUCAAAGGCUGGAUGGACAUUAUGUAUGCAGCAAUAGAUUCUAGAAAGGUGGAGGAUCAGCCGCUGUAUGAAGACAACUUAUACAUGUACAUCUACUUUGUCAUCUUUAUCAUUUUUGGCUCAUUCUUCACCCUAAACCUCUUCAUUGGUGUCAUCAUUGAUAACUUCAAUCAGCAAAAGAAAAAGUUUGGAGGUCAGGAUAUAUUCAUGACGGAAGAACAGAAGAAAUACUACAAUGCCAUGAAGAAACUUGGCUCAAAGAAACCACAAAAGCCUAUACCCAGACCACAGAACAAAAUCCAGGGCAUGGUGUUUGACUUUGUGACCCAGCAAGUAUUCGACAUCUCUAUCAUGAUCCUCAUCUGCCUCAACAUGGUCACCAUGAUGGUAGAAACUGACAAUCAGUCAAAGGAAACGGAGACUGUGCUCUACUGGGUCAACUUCAUCUUCAUCGUCGUCUUCACCGGCGAAUUUUUACUGAAGCUGUUUGCGCUGCGUCACUACUACUUCACCAACGGCUGGAAUAUCUUUGAUGUGGUGGUUGUCAUCCUCUCCAUUGUGGGAAUGUUCCUCGCCGACUUGAUCGAGAAGUACUUUGUGUCACCAACAUUGUUCAGGGUUAUUCGACUGGCGCGUAUCGGUCGAAUCCUGCGCCUCAUCAAGGGCGCCAAAGGCAUCAGAACUCUACUCUUUGCCCUGAUGAUGUCGCUCCCGGCCUUGUUCAAUAUUGGCCUGCUGCUUUUCCUGGUCAUGUUCAUUUUCUCCAUCUUUGGCAUGUCCAACUUUGGCUACGUAAAACACGGGGCCGGGAUCGACGACAUGUAUAACUUUGAGACCUUCGGCAACAGCAUGAUCAUCUUGUUCAUGAUCACGACGUCAGCUGGCUGGGACGGCCUGCUGCUACCCAUUCUUAACUACCCUCCAGACUGUGACCCCUUGUUGGAGAAUGCCGGCACUCCUUCCACGGGGGACUGUGGGAACCCAUCUGUGGGCAUCUUCUUCUUUGUUAUGUAUAUCAUCAUUUCUUUCCUAAUUGUGGUCAACAUGUAUAUCGCCAUCAUUCUGGAGAACUUCAGUGUGGCCACGGAGGAAAGCGCCGACCCACUCAGCGAGGAUGACUUUGAGACCUUCUAUGAGAUUUGGGAAAAGUUUGACCCCACCGCCUCCCAGUUCAUCACGUACGCCAAGCUCUCCGACUUUGCGGACGCACUUGAACACCCGCUGCGAGUCCCCAAGCCCAACACCAUUGAACUCAUUGCCAUGGACAUGCCGAUGGUGAGCGGGGACCGCAUACACUGCCUGGACAUUUUGUUUGCCUUCACCAAGCGCGUGCUGGGUGACAGCGGUGAGUUGGACAUGUUGAGGCAACAAAUGGAGGAGCGAUUUGUGGCGGCCAACCCUUCCAAGGUCUCCUACGAGCCCAUCACCACCACUCUGAGGCGCAAGCAAGAGGACGUGUCGGCCAGAAUCAUCCAAAGGGCCUACCGCGCCUACCUGGCGAGGCGGGGUUUCGUUUGCAAGUGCAUUCCAACCAACAACAGAGUGGAGAAUGGCGGGAAUAAUCAGGAACAAGAGAAGGAGGCCACGCCCUCAACCGCCUCCCUGCCCUCGUACGAUAGCGUCACCAAACCCGACAAGGAGAAGGAGGACGACAACGAAGGCAAGGGAGGGAGGAACGAGAGAGGAAGAAACCAAAAAGACGUCAGGGAAUCCAAAUGUUAAGGCGAUGGGAUAGUAAUAAUCACGCUAUUAACACCACUAAUUAUAACACAAGGAAACUCACACUCGCACGGAUGUACAGAUUAUUUCAUUUGCAAGUCAGAAAAGAUUGAGUGUUUUUAUUUUCGGCCUUCAGAGAGAAGCGCUCACACUGUCGACGGCUUGAAGACACUUGAACUCCUCUCAUAAUCAGCUGUGACAUCGUAUCUAGAUGAUUUACGUCCACACAGGAGACAAGGAACUAACUCCAAGCGAAGGACUUCACGGAUUCCAGUGGAAAUGAUAAGCAACUCUUACAGGUGCCUCAGUUGCACUGCGCAAGUACUGAAACGUCUCUCAGAGCAAAGCGGCUAACUAAGGACGAGUGCCAGACACAAAUAGUAGAGCGCAUCGGGAGUAUUUUUUGUUUUAUUAAAGCUGGAAAUUAUUGAUGUGAGCAGCAAAAAUGCAAACCAAUAUAAAAGGAACACUAUUUAGCAUUUUGCCUUUGCCACUUAACUCCCAUUAUUUAUACCCACGUCCAAAUGUUUGUUUUUUUUUGGUUUGUUUUUUUUUCUUUUCGAACAUGCGGGCUUUCACACCAAUUUGUUCAGGGUCUGUUUAUUAUGGGGGGUGAACUCAGGCCAAGGGCUUACGUACAUCUACUCAGAAAGAGUUCCAAAAACAAAUACAUAGGUAAUUGUGCUUGUUUGAUGCAUAGAAAUGAUUUGCAUGAUGGCAUGUUUUUGACCAGAACUCUUGCAUGAACUUUUCAUAGUCCACAAAACACUAACACUGCAGUGGCGCGCGUUUUGAGGGUCGAUCGUCUGAAACGGAAAAAUCUUGUCUCAUCGCUCAAGACAUUACAAUUGUUGCCUCUACAAAGAGAAAAAUGGAACAUGUUGGUAUAUUAGAACACACACACACACACAGACUAGCGGAUUGCCGUUGUAACGUGAAUAAUUAUUUGCUGCUGCUCUCGAAGACGAAAGAAAAAUUGAGGACGUGAUGUCAGAAAAUCCGAAGCUUCUAUUUAACGUCUCUAUGCACCGACUGUAUGUAAUUCUUUAUUUGCUUUCAUUGUUUUAAGUGGUCAGUGGGGAUUUUACAAUUAUGACCUUUUUAUUGGUGAUGCAUUUCCUUUCUGAAAGGGCUGAGAAGAGCUCUUAAACAUAUUUAUGUGUGUGUGUGUGAGUGUGCUUUCCUCCUUAUUUUCUAAUUUUAAUGUCGAAGGAAACACGUUUGUCCGAUUUGAGCCGAGUAAUGAGAAAGGCGAGCGUUGGAGUGUGUGGAGAAGCCAAAGUGAGCCGUCUUGUCAUUCUUCAUCACAGUGGAGGGGGUUUGUGUUCACGACUAAAUGUCCAUGUAUUUUUGAUUACAGUAUUUUAUUUUGCUCUCAUCAGAGACCCGAGAAUUGUAUGCAAUGCUUGAAAAAAAAAAAUCCUCCCCUUUUUCUCAGGAGAUCAUACACUCGUUGAGCUCUGCUAGACAAUGCAGGCGAAUGUGACGGGCGCGUUUAUUAAAUCACAUUUUACGCCUUUGUGUUUGACGCCAUGACGAUGAUGAUGACGCGAAACAAUCUCAGAUGGCCGCUUUCUUUCAGUAGGACUCCUGGUCCAUUCUGCUGUAGAACUUCCUGCUUAUGACGCUGAGACCUACAGCCCUAGAAGCAUCGCAGAGAUACCGAUGUGUUUUUUUUUCCCCUUCUCACUAACAAAGGCGCCGGUUAAAUUGAUAGUGAAUUGCAGUUCGGAGGAAGUCAUUACGGUUUUAAUUUUGAGCUCCAUUCAUGUUUGAAAACAAAUAUAACCAAAAAAAUAAAUAAAUGAAAAGAAAAAACUGAUUCGCCACAUAGUACAUAGUACUAACAACACACAGGAAACAACACGAGGUGAUGUCACAGAUUUUAACACACUCAGACACUCUGACCCGCUCCGCAAUGCACUCAAUACCAAAUAAAUAACAGAGCACUAGAUGCAUCUCAUGGUGCCGCAGCAGAUCUUUAGCACUGUGUCGUGAUGUCACUUCCUGUUUUUUGGGAUGUUACCCCCUUCCAUUUGUUCCCAAGUCCUGCAAAUGGUCCACUUCCUGCAUGUGCGCUCCAAAAUCACUGUGGGUGUUGACCAAAUAAAACCAUGAACUUCAAGCGUUAAAAUUCUCUUUUUACUCAUCAUGUAUUUAAAAAAAAAUUCAGAAAAGGGAAUUCAUUUGAAAGAAAAAAAACAAGUAUGAGCUUUUUUUCUGAAGCUAAAAAUGACCUCAUAACAACCUAAUGUAAUAUUUAAUUUUAAUGGCAUGUGGAGUUUUUUUUUUGUAAAUACUGGACUUUGUCAAAAACUACAGCUAUUAAUAUUACACUUAAAUAUAAAUAAGCAUAAAUAGAAUGGCUUCCAGCUUUGGCCCCGUCACACUUGUUAGACUGUAACGUCUGUCGGAGUAGAACUUUUUUUAUUCACUUUUCACACAAAAAUCAAUACCUUCAAAUACAGAGCUAUAUUGCAUAUAUUAUAUAUAUAUAUUCUACUACAUGGAUAAAUAUAUAUAUAGUAUAUAUACUGUAUAUAUUAGAACAAAUGCGAUGCAACUCGCCAGUCCACUUUUUUGCAAGGGGGGGUGAAACACAGUUCAACACGCAGCUUUCUUUGUGUGUGUGUGUGUGUGUGUGUGUGUGUGUGUAUGAUUUCAAUAACCAAAAGUGGCCCACCCGGCACCCAAAGGUGCCAGCGCAAAAUGCAUGGUGUUAAACUGGCUGCUUGCUGAAAAUCGGGAAUCCUGCCUUGGUGGGAGGAUUGCACUAACCAACAUUAGUAGCAAUGUUUUGCCCCUUCUCCUCUGUGUACACACACAUUCAUAACGCCGAUAGGAAGUACAGGCCGCCCCUCACUUGUUGUGUGUGAAGUGUUUGCGCAUUCCACCUUGUUUGUCAUACACCGACGCCGUCCCCCACCGCGAUACGUGUAAAAACCCGAGGGUUAGUCGUCUUAGUUGCCUGUGUGUUUGUUUCUGGUGCAAUAUCUCUUAACGGCACGUGCCUUUUUUAGCUUCCUAUUCAGUCGAUCCGUGAAUUCGGCAAUGCGGAGUUCCAAAAACCCACAAGAUUUAAAAAAGAAAAAGAAAAAAAAGAGCACGAUAGUAGCAAUGUAUUGAGUCCAAAUGAACUGGUAUAUUGCUAACUCACCACGUACGUAGCUUAGAUUGUCUGGACUAACAUAUUGUAGAAUCAUGUAAUAGAAGUUAUCGCUCGGCUUUCUCUCUCUCUUGAUCUUUCUCCCUUUUGUUGUGUUGACACACUUUUGGGCUGGUAAAAGCUUGCCUUCUCUUUUGGAGGUUUCUGUCAUUUUCAAAUGUUGGAUUAGCGUUCACAAUAUGGGGCCAUUGUUUUGAUUUAGCAUGAUUGGGAUAUCAUUGCGGGGUUUUUUUUUUUUGUGUAUGUGAGUGUGUUUGUUUUUGUUUUGUUUGUUUUUUGUGUGUGCUGAAAAUAAGCUGACUGGACGGGGGGAACAACAACUUUUGAAUGUCAUUAUCUCUUGCCACUAAUGCAGCCAGAGAGAGGAAUAUGUUGCACAACCACACGAGACAAUUCAGUGAGAAUCAGUGAAAGAAUGUCUUGAUUUGAGCACGAAUCUAUUUCCAAACAAUAAA